Molecule: messenger RNA, 18001 nt
Organism: Bombina bombina (fire-bellied toad)
Lineage: Eukaryota; Metazoa; Chordata; Amphibia; Anura; Bombinatoridae
Gene: SLC45A4
Product: solute carrier family 45 member 4
Exons: 16
Coding region: 709-3063 (784 amino acids)
Cellular component (GO): membrane
Molecular function (GO): sucrose:proton symporter activity
Source: RefSeq, a predicted model, not a curated record
ACCGCUCGGAUCGCUCCGCCCUCUCUGCGCUACUCAGGAGGCACUUGUCAUCCUCCAUAAGGGGAGAUUGCAAAACAAAUACAAAAAGAGGCCGGACACCGAGACACUCCGGGGGUAUAAAGCGAGCCGAGACGGGACAGGAGCACAAGUGCCCCCCAGGAGCUGGAUGUCUGUCAUACGUCAACCGCCUGUCCCAGUAAAUUGCUACUUGUAUGCGCUAAUUCCCAGCCUGGUCCCCGGUUACCUCCUGCCCCCCCACAAGGCUUUGGAGCAAGCAGCGUCCCCACCAUUUCUUUGAAGCAGAGACCCGAGUUUAAUCAGCCACUCGAUGGGGAUUAACAGUGGAUCACCUGUUUGUGUCGCCUUUCCAGCCUGCAGUAGCAAGACAAAGAAUUUUACCACUUCUUCUAUAGAGAUAAUGAAACUGGUAUUAACUGAAUGGCAAUUAUGGAUUUUUAGUUCUAGUUCACAGUAAACCAUUAAGCCAUAUGAUUGAAUUAGUACCAAAUAUCUUUCACUUCUACAGCACGGAUUUCCUUUACGUGCACCGUUUAGUAAACACCUACUUGAAUGAAGAGGGAUUAAGUAUUAAUUGUAUGAGGAACGCAACAACGAAAGCUGGACAAAAGGAAAUCUUUAUUUAUCUUUCAAGAUACAUAGUAUUAAUAUUUAUAUAGAAUCUAAGAAUAUAUAUAUAUAUUUGUGGUGAUGAAGAUGGCCCCUCAGAAUGCUGACGCUGAAUCUAUGCAAGUUCAGGAGAUGUCGUUGACACAGCUGAGUAAAGAUCAGACUAAGGAAAAUGAAAGUAAAGAUGAGACUUUAAGUGAGAGCUCUAUUGACCGGAUCCCUGUCCGUCUCUGGGUGAUGCAUGGUGCGGUUAUGUUUGGCCGAGAGUUUUGCUAUGCCAUGGAAACUGCUUUGGUUACACCGGUUCUGUUACAAAUUGGGGUGUGGGAGGAGUAUUUAAGCCUUGGCUGGGGUUUAGCGCCAAUUCUGGGUUUGCUAUUCCAGCCCAUUUUAGGUACUUCAACAGACCGAUGCUAUUUGAAAAGUGGGAGAAGCCAGGUGUACCUUUUAGGAAUCUGCAUUGAGGUAUUGAAAGAGGUGGCUUUAUUUGUUAAUGCCAGCCUUCUAGGUCUCGCCAUUGGGGAUAUUCCAGAAAAACAACCAAUUGGUAUUGUGCUGACAGUGCUUGGUGUUGUGGUAUUGGACUUCAGCGCUGAUGCGACCGAAGGGCCAAUCCGUGCAUACUUAUUGGAUGUGGCAGACAAUGAAGAGCAAGACAUGGCACUUAACAUCCACGCCUUUUCAGCUGGUUUUGGAGGGGCAAUUGGAUAUAUGCUUGGCGGACUUGAUUGGACUCAAACUUUUCUAGGAAAUAUUUUCAAAUCUCAACAGCAAGUCCUGUUCUUUUUUGCAGCCAUUAUUUUUACUGUGUCUGUUGGCCUUCACCUCUUCAGCAUUGAAGAAGAACAGUACAGCCCUCAAAAUGAUCGUGUUGACGAUGAAGCAGAUACCCUUUCCAGUGUCAAGUUGAAUAGUACUCUUGCACCUAUAUCUCGACUAAAUGUCAUUGAUGAAGAUGACCCUUAUUCAAAUUUUCCAGAUGAUGUUCAGUCAGAGAACGACCUCAAGCUAGACUUUCUUGAAGUAGAAAUUGUAAGAAGCAAAAGUGAUUCUGUAUUACACAUGCCUGAUGCUACUUUAGAUUAUGAAACAGAGCUGCUAUUUCUGAAUGAGAUCGAGCCUUCUAUUUUCCAGGACUGCUCAUAUCCGAACACUCCUCGCACUAACAGCCAUGAACAUCUAAAGUCUCAAUUUACCCGUCUAUCUGUGUUCCUCAGGGAGAAUGAACGAGAAGAAGAAAUGUUGCUGGAUAAUCACAUUAAUGAAGCCAAAGUCCCAAAUGGCAAUGAUAUGUUACCAAAAGAGAACCUGAACGGACACACUAGAAUUGGCAUGAAACAAUCUAGUACUGCAAAUUCAAUGCGCCGUAGAAGACACAUGUUCUAUCGCCAGCCAUCUUAUACAUUUUCAUACUAUGGAAAAGUAGGUUCCCAUCGUUACCGUUACAGAAGAGCAAAUGCAAUUCUGCUGAUCAAGUCCUCACGCAGCAUGAAUGAUAUUUAUGAUAUCCAGAAAAGACAGCGACAAAAGCAGAGACAAAGAAAUCAGAGCGGUGCAACAAACUCCAGUGGAGAUACAGAAAGUGAGGAAGGGGAGACUGAAACCACUGUCCAGCUCUUAUGGCUCUCCAUGUUAAAGAUGCCUAAAGAGCUCAUGAGGUUGUGUGUCUCUCACUUGUUGACUUGGUUUUCAAUAAUUGCUGAAGCCGUGUUUUAUACAGAUUUCAUGGGACAGGUCAUAUUUGAAGGUGACCCCAAGGCUCCUUUUAAUUCUACAGAAUUACAUAACUACAAUGCUGGGGUACAAAUGGGAUGUUGGGGAUUAGUGAUUUAUGCUGCUACUGCUGCUGUUUGCUCGGCCCUUUUACAAAAAUAUUUGGAUAACUACGACCUUAGCAUCAAAGUGAUCUACAUUUUGGGAACGCUUGGUUUCUCUAUUGGUACUGCAGUGAUGUCCAUCUUUCCAAACGUCUAUGUAUCCAUGAUAAUGAUCAGCACUAUGGGCAUUGUUUCUAUGAGUAUAUCGUACUGUCCUUAUGCGCUUCUGGGACAAUAUCAUGAGAUGAAAGAGUAUAUUCAUCACAGCCCUGGAAAUUCAAAGCGAGGUUUUGGUAUAGACUGUGCUAUCCUGUCCUGUCAGGUCUACAUCUCCCAGAUCUUGGUAGCCUCUGCCCUUGGCAGUGUGGUUGAUGCAGUGGGUACAGUAAGAGUAAUACCGUUAGUGGCCUCAGUCGGGUCCUUCUUGGGAUUUCUAACAGCAGCGUUUUUGGUUAUUUAUCCUGAAUCAGCAGAAGAGGCAAAGGAAGAGCAAAAAAUUCCAUGCCCUCCAGAUGAUACAAUCGGCAAUGGGUUGGAACAAGAGAAGCCAAUGGUAUUGCAGUUGUCACCUAAAGGGGUAGCGGAGCCUGCUGAUGCAGAAAGCGAAUCUGCAGUUUGAAUAGGUGAUGCCCUGAAAACAUUCCGGACAGUAUAGGUGGCCCCUGAUAUCAGGGCACCUUAAGGAAGAAAAAAAAAACAUACAAGUUAUGUUAUAUUUCUGGUGGUAUUUAGCAAUAUUUUUGCUAUCAGUUUUAAAUGAAUAUUGGCUAUCUGCAGAACAAAAGUUAUAGCUAAAUCAUAUUCUAUUACUGAAAACAAAAAUUUAAAAUUUCCACAUAUAUAUCUAGUAUUCAAACGGAUGCUUUCUGCACGUUAUUUUCUUUAGGUAUAAAAAAAAUACACAAUUAUGGUGGGGAAAAGUUUGCAGUUUUUUUUAUAUAACUUUAUGGGAUUUAUAUCCUAUUUCCAACCAUUUUGCUGUGGGAUUUAUGCUAAACAGAAUUCAGAUGUAUGCUAGUAUAUUGGUAGAAACCUCUUAAAAAAAGAAAAAAAGUAAUAAAAAAAUGCAUCAACUUAAGAUAUUAUUUGCAAAGUUGCAAAAUAUAAUUGAAUCUAUUGAUUUGGAUUACUUAUUAUUACAAAGGAAAUGAUCAAAAUGCAAUUCAGUUUUAAGUAUAUAUAUAGAUAAUUUUUUUUAUUUUUUUUUAUUUUUAAGAAUUCUACCUUUUUUUUUUUAUUAAAUGUACAAUCAAUUUGCAGUGGUUGAGAAACCCAUCCUGGUUCAGGAUGAUGAUACAGUGCAUCUAUAAUGUUACUGUACCUCUCAUUUAAACGUCUUUAUUAAGAGCAAUAAGUUUGUUUCCAUUUUCAUGUAGACUUGUCCUAUUAGACCCAGACGUCGUCAUUCUUCUCCUUCAUAUUCUGCAUCUGUUGAUUUGUUCUGUGGCACACAAAAGCGGAGAGCAUUAUAUAAGCUUUAUAUUAAUUAGCGGAUGGUUUAAAAAAAGGUUGCCUAGAUCCUGCAAUCAAGCUUUAUUUUAUCUUGGAUUUGAGUUAUCAUUUAAUACCAGUUUACAAAAAAAGUAAGCUUUUAUUUUGCUUUUACAACGUCCAAGAUUUUAACAGAUGUUAUCAGCAAGCUCCACGCAAAGUAAACUAGUUGUAGAUUCUUUCUUGAGAAAUGUUUAAAUGUAACAGAAUAGGUUUUAUAGGCUCUGCAAUCUCUUAUCAUAUAAAACUUAGUAAUGCUGUAAAACUACUGCACCAUUGUAUAACCGUGCAGGGGCAUUCAUAGUUGAGGUACAAGCUUGUUUGUGUCUGGAAACUGACCCUGGAGGGCCAUAUUUAAAAAGGGCAAUGAGGCAUCUUAUAAAAUCAGCUUUCCUGUUUAAGUGAGCGGUCAGAUGACCAUUUAGGUCUACCACUGUGGUCACAUGAUUCCCAAACCUGUGGCUUGGAGCAGUGCCUCAUAAUGUUCCCCUUUUGCCAACAUCCUAUUUACCCGUAUUACCCAUAUUAGAAAAAUCUCAUGUUUAUGCCCCAUAUUUUUAACCCCAACAAAAUGUGCACUCAUUCCAAGUCCUUCUUGCCCCACCUCAUUCUAAAAUAUAACUCUCUUGCUGUUGGCACAGGUUGGGUUAAAGUAAAACAAGUGUCACGUUACCUUUUUUCGAUGUCACAUGGAUGAUGUAGAAACUGGUGGUUCUAAACGGAUUCUGAUCCUCUCCUCCUUUUUGGAUGACCAUUAACCAAUGAAUCCACAAACAUGAGUUGCUAAGGAAUGUUUGGAAGUAAUCUUGGAAAGAAUAUAACAUAGUUGUCAUGCUUUUAAGUUUACAGUACAAACAACCUACUCCAGCUCAUGAACUCUUGUUCCUUUAUAAGAAUUGAUUUGCCUUGGACGUCACAUUUUAUUUUUGAUCCCAAUAUAAUCCUAGACAGGCGUUGUGUACUGAAUGCAGUUUUACCUCAAGGGUAAGAUUAGUCAUUCGCAACCUGAAGCUCAGGCAAAAAUUACCACAUACUAGGCUGUAGCAUAGGGCAGUUUUAAAAAGAAUAAAAUAUUUGAUUACUAUGUCCUAUUGGAAAGAAGAACAUAGGGUUAGUUCUAAAUUUUAACAUCCAAUAAAGUGAUAUGCUAGUCUAUGUGAUUAUUCAUACAGACUGCUACGUAAAAAGCCAAGCAUGAUGAUGGUUGCCAUUAAACAGACAGUGUACACCAAUUUUCAUAUAACUACGUGUAAUAGAUACUACUGUAAAGAAUAUGCACAGAUACUGAUCUAAAAAGCCAGUAUAAAACCUUUUAAAAAAUGUACUUAGUCUCCCAGUUUAGCACUGUUGAUGAGUUUAGGCUGAGACACCCAGUGAAAGCGGCUUGGAAAGCAGAUGGAACAGACACUCCCCCUCCCCCAUUCCUUGCAAAUGAAAAGAACCAUUAGACAAACAAUAACAGCAGGAAUCUGUAGACCUGGGUCUACAUCUGAUACUUUGGGGCUUGGUCAGGAGUCUGAAAAUCAUCACAAUGUUAUUAAACAAUAAGAAAAACUAUACAUUGUUAAAAAAAAAAAAAAAAAACACUCCCAGGUGGUCUAUAUAAAUGGAUCUACAAAACAUUUAUGCAAAGGAAAAUCUAGUGUACAAUGUCCCUUUAAAGGGAUAGUCAACUCCAAAAGUUUUUAUUUUUUAUAAAGAUAGAUAAUCCCUUUAUUACCCAUUCCCCAGUUUUGCAUAACCAACAUGGUUAUUUUAAUACACUUUUUACCACACUGAUUACCUUGUAUCUAAGCCUCUUCUGACAGCCCCUGACCACAUGACUUUGUAUGUGUCUAUUGACUUGCAUUUAAGCGAAUUAGUGCUGUUUUGUGCACAACCCAUGGGCGUGAGCACAAUGUUAUCUAUAUGGCUCACAUGAACUAGCACCCCCUGUUGUGAAAAGCUAAUAAAUAAGCAGGCAGAAACUUAGAGGUGUAAAGGUUAUAAAGUAUAUUAUUAUAACAAUGUUGGUUGUGCAAAGCUGGGGAAUGGGUAGUAAAGGCAUUACCUAUCUUUUUAAACAAUAACAAUUUUUGUGUUGACUUUCCCUUUAAGGAACAACAAACUUUUUUUUUUUUAAAAAAAGGGGGGGGAAAUAAUUUACCCUAACCAUGAUGUUUGAAAGUAGUCUCUUGUCAAAAAGGUAUUUAAAUGACCUUUUCACCCCAGCUGUACUGCCUGCCCCAUAGACUUUGACCAGAGCAUCCUCAUGUGGUUGCAAGUUAAAGGCUAAUGUUUUGACAAAAAAACUGCUUUCAAAGAUCCUAGUUAUGGUUUAUUACUUAGAGACCUUAGUCAUUUUUAUAUAUGCAUCAGAAGUUAAUCACUGCAUUAAAGAAUAUACACACAAUUUAGUGUGUGUGUGUGAAUAUUUAUGUGUAUGUACAUAUUUAUUUAUUUCAAGUCCUAAGCUACUAGGCAGGCCAAAAUGUCCACACCCACUACCCCACGCACUCUUAGCCAAUGGUUAGCCAUUGUGAAACACCCACUACCCCACGCACUCUUAGCCAAUGGUUAGCCAUUGUGAAACACCCACUACCCCACGCACUCUUAGCCAAUGGUUAGCCAUUGUGAAACACCCACUACCCCACGCACUCUUAGCCAAUGGUUAGCCAUUGUGAAACACCCACUACCCCACGCACUCUUAGCCAAUGGUUAGCCAUUGGGAAACACCCACUACCCCGCGCACUCUUAGCCAAUGGUUAGCCAUUGGGAAAAACCCACUACCCCACGCACUCUUAGCCAAUGGUUAGCCAUUGGGAAACACCCACUACCCCACGCACUCUUAGCCAAUGGUUAGCCAUUGGGAAACACCCACUACCCCACGCACUCUUAGCCAAUGGUUAGCCAUUGUGAAACACCCACUACCCCACGCACUCUUAGCCAAUGGUUAGCCAUUGGGAAACACCCACUACCCCACGCACUCUUAGCCAAUGGUUAGCCAUUGGGAAACACCCACUACCCCACGCACUCUUAGCCAAUGGUUAGCCAUUGUGAAACACCCACUACCCCACGCACUCUUAGCCAAUGGUUAGCCAUUGUGAAACAAAUCAUUGUGCAGAAACUUUUUUUCAUAUUUUUUAUUUUAAGUCCCUUUGAAACCAUUAGAAAUAAAUAAAUUUCCUGGUCAUUUUGCACAGCGUAUAGACAUCAUUUAUCUCCCUCUCUGCUCUCCUCAGCUCAGUUUCUACUCGCCCAGGGCGUGUGACCCUAAUGCAUCUGGUAGAUCCUCCCUUACAUCAUUAAUCAUUUCUGUUUAGAGGGACACAAGCUAUCAUUUGGAAGAUGGGCCUUUCUAAUUUGUAAUUUUAAACCAGAGGGGGUUGAUAGUCUAUUUAAAGAGAUAUGAAACCCAAUUUUUUUUCCUUUCAUGAUUCAGAUAGAGCAUGCAAUUUUAAACAGCUUUCUAAAUGUACUUUUAUUAUAAUGUAUUAUCCAUUUAUUAAUCUAUUAUCUAUUUGUAAGAGCACUAUAUUCAGCACUACGUUCUGCCUUGUAGAGCUCCAGCACCUAUCUAUGUACAGUAUCUCUUCAACAAAGAAUACCAUGGGAGCAAAGCUAAUUUGAUAAAGAGAAGUAAAUUGGAAUUUUUUUUUUUUUAAUUGUAUGUUCUGUCUGAAUCACAAAAGAAAAUGUUUGGGUUUUAUAUCCCUUGAACAUGUACAAGAUCAUCCAGCAAUUGUGAAGAUUGUUUGCUGCAGACUAGGCCAUCAGGAAUUGAUAUGGCAAUAAAUGAAUUUCCCUUUUGCUGCUUUAAUAGUAUUAUUUGGUACUGUAAGAACUUGAAUUGCACAACAAUCAUUCUCAAAUAUUUGUGCUGUACAUUUUACAGAGGCCUCUAAUGUUUGAGUGUUCACACGUCUAUCUUAGGGCUUGACAAACCCAGGAGCCAGGGAGCCACUGAAAAGAUUUGUUUUGCCCCCCCCCAAGGUAACUCAGUUGAAAGUAGUAAUAUUAUAUGCAUGCUGCUUUUUAGAAUGAUUUUUAGGAUAGAUAAAUAGACCGGCACCUGCACUAAUAAAAAGCUUCUCUGCUUUAGGAUUGUACACAUUCUAUUCAUGCCUAGACUGGCUGCUAUGGACCACACCCAGCACCUGGGCCGUGGUGAAACUGCACCUGCUGCACCAAUUGUAGUUCUGCCACUGGCUCCAAGCUUUUAACAUCUGGCUCCUAAGAUUUUCGCUUAUUCUCCAUAUUUCUGUAUACAAAUUCCAUUGUCUGGCUCCUAAAUUUUAAACAGAUUUGUCAACCCCUGGUCUAUCUACACUUAACCUCCCCUUGUGUUUGUCACUGGUAUUCAUUAGCGACUGUUUAUUAAAUGAGCUUAUAUAUAUAUAUAUAUAUACACACACACACCCAAUUUAAGGGUAUAUGUAAUACAAUAUUAUAUAAGAUAGGGGCGCUAUCUAAAUAUGCCAAGUAACUUGAUAUACAAGGAUGAUGAUAAACACAGUUCUUGGUAUAUUAAUUAUAAUCAGAAGGUAGUAUCACAUUUGUAUAGGCAUACAAGCAUAUAAAGCAAAUAAAAGGUUACAUAAAAAAGAACCUGUAUGAAUGAUAAUGUCCUAAUAGACAAAACAAAGUCCAAAAGUUCUAUCAGAGUCCCCGAUGGUUAUGGGGGUGUAAGGCAGCUCUCCUCUAUGUAUAAGGCCGUCCACAGCGAAUUACUCUAUAAUGAAACAGAGAAGGCGCCACAUAGCAUAAUUCCGUAUGGUAUACUAUAAUUGAAAAUUAUAGCUCGAAUGCACUCAAGUUUGUAUCAAUAAAAGUGUUUAUUUAAACACAUUAAAAAAUUUUUUUUUUUUUUUAAUGUGUUUAAAUAAACACUUUUAUUGAUACAAACUUGCUACAUCGCUUUUUAUUUGGAUAUCCCUGUUUGGAGUAACUCUCCAAUUGCUGGAGGAGUUAUAGUGCCUUUCCUGACAUCCAUACAUCUUAACCUUGCUGGGGACUACUAUCCUGGCUGCUGGGAGCCUUAGCCUGAGAGGAGAGUUUACCGGACAACUCUGAGGUUCCGGAAUGCCCAGCCAGCACCACAUCUUGGUGCUUUAUUAAAUGAGCUGUUGCGCCUUUGUGAAUUACUUCUACAGCUAGUGAUAUAUGUGUAUUUCCAAUCGUAAUAGGUGUUUCCCUCUUUAGUUUUUAACUCUAGAUGUUUAGCCUUAUUGUAAGACAGUAUAUGGAUUUUUUACGAUUGUUAUGCAAUGCCAUUUUUCUGCACUUCCACAUAGCAAUAUGAAACUGCUUUGUAAAAUGCAGCUUUGAAACAAUUUUAACGUUAAUAAGAAAACUUUUAAAAUGUAUGUCGGCUCAUGUAAAUUUGCUAACAAACAUCUUGCUUUAAGUGUACAAAGAAUACCUCUUUCUAAUAAUGUAUGAUUGCACCAGCAUGCACUAGCACACUAUAUAAGAGUUAUUCUGACUUAAGCGCAUGAGUAUGUAAAUGCAUGAAGUCUUUUUAUAUUUGAUUGAAUGUAGACAACACACUUUGUGUAAAGGUUCUGUUAAAUACUGGGAUAAAGGAUGACAUUGUUGCACAUAUUCAUUCUACUUUGCUCAGCAGGUCAUUAGAAAUGAUCAGUGCUUGAGUACAUAUAUGUGCUGUUACCAGCAAUCAAUGAAUUAAGCAUUCUUUUUUGCAGAGAUCUUAGUUUAUUUCUAUUUAAAGCUAUAUGUUUCUCCCCUAUCUUCCAGCAUUAUAUACUAUUAGUAUAAGGUAGUGUUGCUUUCUGAUCAGAGAUGGAAUUUGAGGAACCAAGGGUUUGGAUAACACAGGGGGGAGAUUGACCAUUCUGGAGGCCAGUCUUAACCUAUUAAAACCUGGAACAUGCUUAGAUUACAGUGGGAUGCUGGGAUAGAGAUCCAAAUGAAGUGUCCUUCAAAUUCUGGAAACUUGUGACCCCUUGUCUAGUUCAAAUAGCACGCUGCAUUAUAAAAACACAUCCAUUACUUAAAGGGACAUAAUACCAAUAUGCUAAAUCACUUGAAAGUGAGUAGCAUAACUGUAAAAAGCUAUUAAAAUAUCACCUGAACAUCUCUUUGUAAAAAAGGAAGAUAUUUUACCUCAACAUUUCUUCAGCUCACCAGAGUAAGUGCUCUGAGAUUAGUUAUUUGUUUAGCUACAAGUUGGGGAAAAAAAGGCAAUCAGCAGUGCUUAGGUCACGCUUUGCUUUACUGUGAUCUCAUGAGAUUUCACCUAAAUCUUGCAAACUUUUCUAGCAAUCUUCCUUACACUGAGUAGGGACAUAACUGUCUGCUCAUGCCAGAUGCACGCUCCUUUUGAAGUCCUGGGACUAGCUUCCUUAAUGGCGGCUUAAAAUCUUUUUUUACAAUGGUAUGUGGCUAGGAAAUGUUGAGGUAAAAUAUUUUCCUUUCUUACAUAGAGCUGUUCAGGGGGUAUUUUCUAGUUUGCUUUUUACAGCUAUGCUGCAUCACUUUCAAGUGUUCCAAUAUUUGAGUAUCAUGUCCCUUUAAGCAAAACUUUUAUAUUUUUGUGUAUAAAAGGAGGAAACAUAACUGAAUAUCAGUUUAUUCUUUGUUAUAAGCUAAACGUUUAAGUGCUUCCUUUAGUUUGGUAAAAGUAAAACAUGUUUUUCUUAAUAUGCACUUCAGAAACAGUUGUGUUAAGUCUGAAAAUCCUUGUAAUAAAUCUUUUUGAAUGGCUGUAUGUAGAAAUUACCAAAAAAAAGUCAAAUGAUGUUUAUCUUCUAUUUUUGCACUCAAAAUCAUAGAGGUUAAAAAGGGUUGUGUGAAGAUAAAGUGACAUUAAACCUGUUUAGCUUUCAUCUAAAAAAUGUAGCUUGAAGCCAAACCUGUAAGUGCUGAAAAUGGAUUAUAUAUCAUUUUGCAACUACUGUCUGGUCCUGUCACACACAUCAUGUAGGAAUUGUGUAGACUACAUAUGAAUUCUAUCAAUUGGAUUAGAAAGCCGUUCUGAAUGUAUGACUGCUAGUGCUACCAUAGUCCGUAUACGUUUUUUUUUCUUUUCUGCUCAUUAAAGGGACAUGAAACCCCAAAUGUUUUUCAUGAUUCAGAUAUAGAAUGUUAAACAACUUUCUAAUUUACUUCUAUUAUCUAAGGAGCAGCAAUGCACUACUAGUUUCUAACUGAGCACAUGGGUGAGCCAAUCACAACAUAUAUAUAUAUAUGCAGCCACCAAUCAACAGCUAGAACCUAGGCUCUCUGUUGCUCCUGAGCUUGCCUAGAUAGACCUUUCAGCUAAGGAUAACGAGAGAGAAGCAAAUUAAAUAAUAGAAGUAAAUUGGAAAGUUGUUUAAAAUCGUAUUCUCUAUCUGAAUCAUGGAAGAAUUUUUUUGCGUUUCAUGUCCCUUUAAAUGGCUAGACAUUCUACCUAACAGUCACACACAAUAAUUUUUAAUUCUAGUUUUCAGUCGCAUAUUUUCUAAAAAUACCCUAAAGUAAUGUUUGGGGGCAAAAACGUCAAAACUUCUGUUAAACUGUUUUAAAAGUAGAGAGGAUAAUAUAAACUAUUUGUAAUCAAAUGAAUUAUUAAAUCGAAAUGCAAAGUGUGAUGCUGCAAUUAUUAAUUUCACACUUUAUUAUGCCCCAUACAGAAAUAAUCAGAGUUCUUUGAAAUUGUCAAAUGCUAUCUGAGAAAAAAGUAAAUUAUGACUUCUAUGCCAUAAAUAUAAAACUAAAGUGUAAGAAAAAAAUUGCUAUGCUUAAAAAAUAGUAAUGUCUCUUAAAUACAUUUUUUUAAUAAUGAUAUAUAUGUGUGCAGCAAAUGUCUGUGCAAGUAAAUGGAAUAGAAGGGAUUCUCAUUAGAUGUAUAUAAGUUUUGUGUAGCCAUAAGAUAAUGUGAAAUGCACCUGGAACCUAAAUACUGUUGCAUUUUAUAAGUUAAUUUUUUUCCCCUGCAUAAAACAAGAUUAUGCCUCGUCCUGUUUACGCUGGUACCCAGAAGACUACUAAGCGUGUCACAAUCAUGCAAUUCUUUAUUUCACUCCAAUAUCUCCUCUAUAUUACACAAUUAAAAACUUGCUUUUGUAUCAAGAUUAGUAUUAAAUUACUAUUGUAAUUUCCCACAUGCAACAAAAAUGUAAUUGCACAGAUAAAUAAAAAAAUUAGUGGCACUAAUACAUCGCACUGUAAAAUUACCUGCUGAAAUGUAUUACAUUGUAUACAAAUAGCUUUAUUCUGUCAUUUGAAAUAUCUGAUGCCUGUUAAAACCACCACCUACACUGAAAAUAUUACUGCUGUAUUCUCUAUAGAAAAUAUAUGGAAACAAAAGGUGGGAGAGAUGUGCUAAAAUGUUAAUUUUCAAUUGCUCACUCUAAGUUUUGGUAUCUGUGUAUACAGAAAGAUAUGAUAAGGUGUCUGUGUAUAAAAGCAUAUAACAAUUAGGUCUGCUCCCGCUGGAUGUUUAGCCCAUUUAAAUGGGGUGUGGUUCCAAUAAGUGGGAAAUGACUAUUUCAUAUUCAAAUAUAAACACAAAUGAUUUUUUCCAUACAUUUUAUAGUCCGCAGCUGGUAUAUUAAGUCAUUGGAAACACAUUAAGGGGAAACAAUUUUACUGUACACGGUCCCUUUACAUAUUUAGGUUUAUGUGGACAUCACACUGCCUUUUUAAAAGGGCAUUGAAUAUUUUUUGUUGUAUAUCAAAGAUGGUAUUUUAAAUAUAUUCCUGUGCUAAAAAACUCUUCUGUCCACCGGAAGAUCUUUGCACAGAUUCGCUUUUCCUGUGACUCUCAAAAUCCAAAUCCUCAUUUUAACUAAUCUUUUAAAUUAUUUUAUUAUGUUUUAAAUAGUGUUUGGUCACAUGCAUGAUAGAAAAGUGUUCAGCUUAAUGUCCCUUUAAGUUCCAACAGAAUACGCCCAUUGGAUUAAAUAAAACAUUGAUUGUCUGGGUAUUUUAUUUAAAUUACAGAUCACAAUCCCAAAACAAUUACGUUUUUUUCCAAAUGUUAGCAAUUGUAAAUAUUUAUUAAGGUUACUUUUCAGGGCAUUGGUCCCUUCCUCAGUCUGAAGGUUGAAACAGAACGUUCAUUUUUAUCUUUGACAAAGUCCAGUGUGUCCAGCAGUGAGCAUUCUGGCUUAUAAGCACCUUAAAUGCCAAUAUACUUUAGUUGAACACCCCCCCUCCCCAACACAGUAUUUUUAUCAAAUAGUUGACAGGUUAGCAGUCUUCAUUUAUCCCCCCCUUUGAUGUCUUAGGCCCCUGUUGCCAUUCUCUGCUGUUUUGUUCAUCUAUCUAUGCUUUUAUUUGAACAUAUUCUGGGGCACUAACAAUCUAAAGGAGGUAUAAUCCACUCUCAAUGUUUAUAAGGAAUCGUUUAACCCCUUCUCGCUGGGCUUUAAUGCUGAACGGCAUGGAACGUCCUACCUUAUAAGGUGUCCUGCAGCCUCCCCCUUUGACUUAAUCAGGAAUCGGACUUGGGGGGGUGUCUAGCCAUGUAGGCAGUCCCCCCCAUGUUCUGAUCCUAACCUUAAAAUCACACGAUCAUUGAUGCGAUCAUGUAAUUUAAUUUUUACUGCAAGUGUUUACAUUUGAUCUUAGUUAUGAUGUUAACACUUUAGUACAGGUUCAAAGGGGUUAAAAAUGCCCGAUCUAUGGAAACAAACUGAUAAUUAGCUUUACUGGACCAAAAUAAUUCUGCACAGAUUAUUUACUGAGCACCAUCACACUUAAAAUGUUUUCACAUUUAACUAGUUAACCAGUAAGAUUAGGCUUAUAGAUAAGGUAUCGAUCACUCAAAAGCUUUAACCAUCCCACCUCUCCUAUAGGAUUUUUUUUCUCCUGUUUUUAAGACACGUUUGUGUGUAGUUACUCUAAGGCCAGGUUGAGGUUUUCUUUCUGACUUCAAUAAAAAGAAGAGGUUUAAAGAAUCGCAUCUUUUAAAUGGUGCGUUAAUAGUUGUCCCUCUGUGUUAUCAUUUUUUUUUUGCUAGAAGAGUAAUGUUAAAACUCACACACACACACACACACACAUACACACAUAUAUAUGUAUAUAUAUUUUUUUUAUUUUUUUUUAUUAAAGCAUCCAUUGUCUUUCAGGUAACACAACAUUGGAAUCCUGUAGGUUAAGUUAAUGUAUGUAAAGAUGUUGGGUGUGCUGAAGCGUCUAUCUUUAACGAGAAGCCUUAGAAAUUGAAAGCAACAAUAAAUAAAAUAGAAAAUAAUUUAAAUGGAGGGGUUUUCAAAAACAUUCACAUAUCAAGGGUAUUGUAGGUCAAAGAUUCAAAUUUAUCUUAGUAGUUUGUUGAUGAAUUGAGUAUCCUUUAUUCAAUUAGCUCUUUAGUGCAUGAAUAACAAGUUAUUUAUUUUUUUGUCUCCCUGGGAAAAAAAAACAAAAAACUUUGAACUAGGGUUAAGAAAAUCCACAUCUUUGUGAAAACCAAAGUAAUAGAAUUCAUUUUUGGUUCAUGUAUGUUGCAGAAAGUAAGGGGGCAAAUGUUACAAUCUAAACGGCAAAUCUUGAAAUUUGGUUUGACAGUGUAGUUAAGAUGUUUAUCGUAAGUGUUAAAGGGACACUGAACCCAAAUUUUUUUCUUUGGUGAUUCAGAUAGAGCAUGCAAUUUUAAGCAACUUUCUAAUUUAGUCCUAUUAUCAAUUUUUCUCCAUUCCCUUGCUAUCUUUAUUUGAAAAAGAAGGCAUCUAAGCUUUUUUUUUUUUGCUCAGUACUGUGGACAGCACUUUUUUUAUUGGUGGAUUAAUUUAUCCACCAAUCAGCAAGAACAUCCCAGGUUGUUCACCAAAAAUGGGCCGGCAUCUAAACUUACAUUCUUGCAUUUCAAAUAAAGAUACCAAGAGAAUGAAACAAAAUUGAUAGUAGGAGUAAAUUAGAACGUUACUUAAAAUUGCAUGAUAUAUCUGAAUCACGAAAGAAAAAAUUUGGGUUCAGUGUCCCUUUAAUAAAGGUUAAAGCUUAUAUUCUUUUGUGAACAAAAAUACCAAAAGCGAUGAAGAUGCAAUAGUCCGCUUUCAGGCGGUAUAGGUGUCACAAGAAAUAAAUGCUUGGUAUGGAACAUAGACGAAUAGAAAUACCGCCUACCCUCUAUCAUUCCCAGGUUGCCAUAGAUGUCACUGGAAUAUAGGUCGGUUUUUAAAAUUGCUAUUUGUUAUAUGAAUAAGAAGCUCACUCUUCUCACACUUUUUGAGUUGAAAUUGUGGCAACCAUAAAGGUUUUUUUUUUUUUCUAGUUCAAAUAGGUCAAAUUUCAUUUUUUAUUUUACAAUGGUUGCAAGAAAAAAAAGAAGUAGAUAUUAGUGACUUUCUCUCAUUCUUUCUCUCUCAAUAAUACAACUUUUUCUUUGCAUUUUAUCCUCUUUUUUUUUUUUAUUUUCUUUUAGGUUAAGUUUUUUGUUUUGUUUUUUUAUCCAGUUCUUGUAGUUUGAAAUUUAUUUUAUUUAACUGGUUAAUUUGUUUAGCAUAACUUGGUCAUUUAUGAAACUUGAUUUACUCAAUCAGAAAUAAAUAUGAAAAUAUAUUACAAGGUUUAUAAUACCGCAAUCUUCCGCUUUAAUGUUUUAAAAGCUGAAUGUAAACAUUUUAUUUAUCUGUUUUAAGGAAGUCUAAGACCUAUAUAGAAUAUGAAAUGGUAUGAAAACUAUUAAUAGCAAGUCCAAUGUAACCUUUUAAAAAAGCCUUAUGAAGACCCAUUGCAGAGUUCUCUUCUGGCAAUAAAGAUAUUGCAGAGCAGCAAUACCAUCUGUUUAUAGCUACCUGUUUUUUUUGUUUGUUUGUUAUGGGAAUUGACAACUUUUUAGCUGAUGUAUUUGUUUAUUCAAACCAAUCAACUUGCAUUUUACUAUUUGCAUUAGGUUUGUUCAAAUACUAUUUUUUAGCCGAAUUCCUUUUUAACAGGUCUUUAUAAUAUUUUGAAGCAGACUAUGCACAUUCUUCAGUUUUGUUUUUUUAACUUGCACAUAAAGUUACCAUUCUGCCAAAGAUAUAAUGCAUGUAGAACUCUUAUUAGAUUUGAUUUGUUGUGCAGAGAUUUGAUGCAUCUCUAUAAUGGUCAUUCACAGUUUGUCAAUUGUAAAUAUAUUCUGUUGGCCUGUGGAAUGGUUUAUUUUAACCUUGCAUGUAAUUGGCCGAAAAAAACCCCAACCCUUUCACUGUUUGUUCAGAUGCGCUUGAUUAGUCUGCAUUUGCAGCAAUUUCCUGAACCAAUUAGUUUAAAAACAACUCAUUCAUUUUAAGAGCAAUAAAGAUCUAAUAGAUUUUAUUUAAAAUGCUUCUAACUGGAGUUAGUCUGAAAGUCACUCUUAGCUAAAUCUUUUUAAUGUAUUAUCUAACAGAGCUACCCACUAUAUGGUAUCAUAUAUAUCAUAUAUUGUAUAUAGGGAAAUGGAUUUAAACACACUUUAGAUGUUUAAAUCUUUUUUUUUCUUCUUUUUGAUUUAAAUCGUUCAUGGGAAGCAAAUUGUCUAAUUUUACAACAAAGUAAUUACUAAAAAAAAAUCAUUAUUGCUACUUUUAAAACCUUAAAUGUUUUACAACUCUUCCUCCCCUUUAUUUCCAGUUCCCAAGUCUUUACGGUCUCUUCCUUUCUUCAGUGUCCACUUCUGACUUACCCAUGAACUUUGUCUCUGUUUCCUACCGUCCCCUCCUGAUUAUUUGUUUUACACUUUCAUUCUCUAACGCUGUUAUACCUUUCGUUCAGUUUUUUUCCUGCUUUGUAGUCUCCCCUUUUCUUGUUAUAGAAUAAGUGCUUAUCUACAUAUUAUCUUAGAAUAGUCCAAUACAACCCUGCAGACCUUUGUUUAUCCUGGUAACAAUGCCUUGAUAGGAAAUCACUUUUUGCCUGUACUUUCUAGCAGGAACCUGGCCAUGUGAGUAGUAUUCACAAUGUUUAAAUGUUUUCUUGAGUAAUCUUGAAAAUUGGUAGGAAAUACAUAAGUGCAGGUGGUGUACGCAUUUGUGUUUUUUUGUUUUGUUUUUUUAAGAUUUUAAGUUUGUUUUUAAGUUUUUUAGGAUAUUUUAACAUUACACAAUCUAUGUUAAGUCUAAUCAACUUGUGCCUGUUACACACAUUGCCUGACCGCUUACAUUGUUGGUGUAUAUACUAUUAAAAGGAUAUAAAGUCAAAUCUGAGCAUGCUCUUUGAUGACCACUAUCAUUUAACAGUUUGCAUUGGAAAUAAAAUGCACCAUUUAAUAUAGUGAUACAUUUUAAGAGAAGUAUUUUUGCAAACUCUUUUGUAAUGCUCUGCGCAUUUCAGAUUUGACUAUUCUGUUCUUUAAAUUCACAACGCAUAUGUAGUUGAUAAUCUUUCCUUUAAAACCAUGUGUGUACCUAUAAGUUAUAUCAACAUAAUCACGUAUGUGCAAUCAUAAGCACCUCUGGCCUUUACAAAUUUAUAUUUUCAACCUACAGCAUGAUAGAGAUUAUUAAAAAAUAUCCUAUUUUAGAACUAUUAGAUAAAUUCAGUUUUAUGAAGAGUUGAAUAUUUUGGUAAUCUAUGGAACCAUGCGAUUCAGAUGUAUGAAGUCUAUAUAAAUCUAUAUAUAUAUAAUGGUAAUGUUUCUGAUGUAACAUGGACACUGAACUCUGGUAGCAGAGUGACCUGCUUACUUUAUAUGCCUCCUAUAAAUGGAAUCCUGCACAUAGGCAUCUCAUUAUGAAAAAAUAUUUAGUUCCAUUGUGAACUGGCCAUAUGACAACUACUUUUUUUAUCAACUUAUUAAGUUGAGCACUAUUGUAGCUCUUGCUGAGUUUAGCAAUGUUUAUAAGUGUGUGUUAAACACAUAAAAAUGUUUGUUUUUAAGAGGAAAAAGGGAUCAUGAGUGAUGUCACAUGAAUGUUUAUUGAAUGAUUUCAUAGUGUUGUGUUUCUUUGAUUUGUAACACAUUGUUAAAGCUUUUUGUUUCCUGUUUUGAGGUAUGAUUUAUUUGCAUGACAAUUUAGGUUGUUCUUUUUAAACUUUGUUUCAUUCUGUUCUAUAUGUUCUGGUUUCAUUAAUAAAUCAAAGAAUUGAUUUAAAACUUCUUUCCAUAUACAGUGUAUUUCAAUAAAUUGUUCAACAGUUCAAUCUUAAUAAACAUUUCAGUAACAGAUUAUAAA